Molecule: messenger RNA, 2739 nt
Organism: Carassius gibelio (silver crucian carp)
Lineage: Eukaryota; Metazoa; Chordata; Actinopteri; Cypriniformes; Cyprinidae
Product: solute carrier family 45 member 3
Exons: 6
Coding region: 156-1793 (545 amino acids)
Biological process (GO): transmembrane transport
Cellular component (GO): membrane
Molecular function (GO): sucrose:proton symporter activity
Source: RefSeq, a predicted model, not a curated record
UGAUGUCACUGCACUUUCACAUUCACAUGGGAUUAGUUAAAGUAACAGGAGAUCACAUCACUAGCUGACCCUUACAGAUGGAAAUGAAAUGACCUGAAGUUCUCUGUCAGAGGCAGCUUCAGAGUUUGGAGAGGUGAAGAGUGGAUCAUCUGGACAUGCAUGGCAGGAUCUCGCAGUUGUUCUUGAUUAAUGUAUUAACAUGUGGUCUGGAGGUAUGUUUGGCUGCUGGGACCAUCUACAUCCCACCUCUGCUGCUGGAGGCAGGGGUGGAAGAACGAUUCAUGACCAUGGUACUGGCUGUGGGACCUGUGCUGGGGCUGAUCGCUGUGCCUCUUAUUGGUUCGGCGAGUGAUAGCUUGAGAAGUAAAUAUGGUCGCAGACGUCCCUUCAUAUGGGUGUUGUGCAUUGGUGUCCUGCUCGGUCUCUUGAUCAUCCCGCAGACGUCCACCCUCGUCACCCUACUCACAAAACAACAGCAGCACUGGCUGGAGGUCCCGCUGCUGGUCCUUGCCAUUUCUUUGAUGGAAUUCUGUGGUCAGGCCUGCUUCACACCUUUGGAGGCCUUGGUUUCUGACCUCUUUCCUGGAGAAGAGGAGAGUCGCAAGGCUUUCUCCGUCUACUCCCUCAUGCUCAGUCUCGGCGGAUGCAUUGGCUACCUGCUGCCCGCAGUUGACUGGACCACUUCAGAUACCGUUGUCUACUUGGGUGGACAAGAGGCCUUCAUCUACAUUGUUCUGACCUUAAUUUUUCUCGCUUGUUUGAUGGGCAUGGCCUUCAUCUCUGAGGAGCAGACGGGACGAGAACUUCUGGGGGACGCUGAGGUUCCCAGAAGGCAUGAAAACCUGAAGACUUGCUGCUGCCCUCGUGUGGCAUUCCCCAGAUUUCUGUUUUUGCGAAGGACAUUCUCUAGUCUCCUUUCUGUGGUCCCCCGAAUCUACUUGCUGUGCAGUCGCAUGCCAAAAGUAAUAGCAAGGCUGUUUGUUGCCGAGUUGUGCAGUUGGAUGGCACUUAUGUCCUUUAUGCUCUUCUACACGGACUUUGUCGGAGAGGGAUUAUAUAACGGGGUUCCCAGUGAUGAGCCAGGCUCUUCGGGAAGGAUACUCUAUGAUGAAGGUGUGCGAAUGGCCAGCCUGGGUCUUUUCCUCCAGUGUGUGACCUCUGUGAUCUUCUCAUUGCUUAUGGAGCGUAUGGUGUUGUGUGUUGGAGUCAGAAAGCUGUACCUGAGCAGCGUGAUCCUGCUGGCUGUGAGUACAGCAGUUAUGACCGUGUCCCACAACAUUAUACUAGUCACCAUCAUGGCCGCUGCUACAGGAUACACCUUCUGCACCCUGCAGAUUCUGCCAUACACACUCACAUGCCUGUACCACUCAAAUACUCAGGUGUUUUUCUCCACCGAGAGGCGCAAAAUUCCUCUCAGGGAGGAAGAUCUAAUGUUAAUCAGAUCAGAGAUGCCAUCCUCCACUAAGCAGAAAAGAACUAAUGGGUGUGUCAGUGGGUAUCCAGGUGCAAUACCCUUCCAGAGCAAUAUAAAAAACUCACAAUCACUUGAUCUGCAUGUGUCUAUCGCCUUGGAGCCACAACCUUCAGCCGUCAGAGGCAUGGGCACAGACAUCGCCAUUUUAGACAGUGCCUACUUGCUGUCUCAGGUGCUGCCGUCCCUCUUUAUGGGCUCAAUCGUGCAGCUCUUCCAGAGUGUGACGGCAUACAUGGUCUGUGCGUCUCUGUUGAGUCUGGUGGCUGUGUAUUUCUCCAGUAAGAUCGUCUUUGAGAAAGCGGACAUUGAUACGAGAUGACUGAGAUGUUACCAACACAGCAACAGACUCUGGAUAGUGACAAGCACUAUAAAGGGCAGCUGGUUCUGUUUAGUAUUUUUGAAAAGAGAAAUGGCAAUGUGCAAUUGAACGCAUACAGGUAAUUUAUUAGAAAAACAAUUUGCUUUAUGUAUUCGGCAAACAAUAUAUGGUCAUACAUUUACCUUAUUUGAGUCUUAAAUUAUUUGUCACUCAGAACUAUUGUUAUGUAACAUGUGGCUUAUAAUAUUAUAUUUGCAAUAUUGCACAAUUGUGUACCUAUUAAGGAAAGCAAUUAAACAAGUAACAAUGAAGUAUUAGAAGAUUUGGGUGUAUGGAAGUGCAGAAAAGUAAACAUGCUGAAUGUUUAAAGUGAAGAUGAGUAAGAGUUUGGGGUUUUUUAAUAUUGUGACACGGCCCUUAUGAUUUAGAUCUUAAUGGUUUAUUUAUAUAAUAUUUUAUAACACAUUUGUUUUGGAAGACACAUAACUCUAUGCAUAGCAUUUAAUUCCAAACAAUGUCUGUAUAGUUAGGUAAUUUUAUGUUUUGUUUCUAAGAUAUAGCCUAAUGUUGCUUUCUUUCAGCACCUUAAUCUAAAAGAUAAAAGCUAUUUGCAAUCUAUAUUAAUUAAAAUAAAAUCUAAUAAACGUAUACUGCAUUUUAUAAUUGAGGUCUGGCUAUGUAAGGAAUAGCAUAAUAUAAUUUUUAGCCAUAGCAUAGCCAGCCACCUCUUGACUUGUGAUGGGUGGCAUCAGACAGUUCUUUAUCAACUACUGCCAUCUAGUGUCUCUAUAGCAGUUGCUUUCCCCAUUUUUUUCAGCACAGACAUUGUUACCCAUAUUUGCUCCAUCAUUCACUCAGUUCUCUUAUAUUUCCAUGUUUUUCUUAAUUUUUUCCUUUUCUUUAAAUUUUUUUGCCAAUGUAUUAUGCAUAAUAAAUAAAUAAAUAG